Molecule: messenger RNA, 10155 nt
Organism: Coregonus sp. 'balchen'
Lineage: Eukaryota; Metazoa; Chordata; Actinopteri; Salmoniformes; Salmonidae
Source: the annotation of a GenBank genome assembly
AUGGGAGUGCUCAUGUCUAAGAAGCAUCAGGUGGAGAAGGUGCAGAAAUGCACCUCGGUCGUCUCCGCCUUUCAGCAGGGGUUAAAGGAACGCGCCCCAUCCACAACAAACCAGGGGGAAGGAUCCGGAGAGGGAAGAGAGGGGCCGACUGAAGCCUCGCCACCACCCAACCCGGAGGAAAAGGAGGAGGCAGAGCACGGGGAGGCAGACAGCAAAGCGGGGCCCUCAGGGACCUCCCAGCAGGCUGCAGCGCCGGCCCCGGCCCCGACCAGGGACGAGUGUAAGGUCAACCAGGAGGCCUGGAAUAGGUUACGGGAUGGAAAGGGGGUGGAGCCUGAGGAUCUGGACAAGACCGGCCAUCAGCUCACCCCACCUGCCUUUGUACGUCCCAAGAGAGAUGCCAACGAUGACCAGCCUAUGGAGAUAGCACUGGGACAGAGAGAGCAGGUAAGGUAGUGUGGGGUACUUUACAAUAAAGGGUUUACUUUGUUCUCUAAACCCCCAAAUUUUGAAGAUGCAUGUGAGAUUUUGAAGGAAUUACCAUGGCAACAGUAGUCUUAUCUCCCGUGAACUCCAGUUGAGUUAGGAUGUUUAGACUGAAAAGAGACCUAAACAUCUGUUAAGUAUGCUGAGUCUUUAGCAUUUCCCCCCCAUAGGUGAGAUAAUGUGUGUUUGAAAAAAUAUAUAUGCUUUUGUCACACCAGCUAUUUUCACUCUACUCCACGGUAGAGCCUUUGUGUUGGCGUCUAAGUGCUCAUCAUAGAGAGCGUGCUGUUGUGUGGGCAGGUACUCAGGCUGUCUCAGUGAGGAGGCCUUGGCCUCAGCCUCACAUCCCAGGGUCACCAUGACUAAUAGUGGUCCUGAGGUGGUCAGAGACGGGGAUGGGGUUCAGGACUGGACCAGAUGACCAAUCAGCCGGUUGUGGCUGUUAGGAAGAGCACACCUUUAUAAUAGGACUCUCAGAGAGGAUUGUGAUUGUUUUUAUGCUUUAUAUCACUCUAAUGGUGCACUCUAAAGUAGAACAGAGAGUGGACUAUUUGCAGUAAUAAGCAAUAAUAUGUUACAGCUGCAGGGACAGUCUAGUGAGGAGCAGAACAAUACAUGUAUAUUAAAACCUGACUGAAACGGAUGGCCAUACUGUAGCAGCAACAGAAUAUUGUUAUUUGUAUUUAUAUUUGUAUUUAUUAAGGAUCCCUACUAGUUCCUGCCAAGGCAGCAGCUACUCUUCCUGGAGUCCAAACACAUUAAGGCACUUACAUUACAUAUAAAACAAAAGAUAAAACAGUACAUCAUAUAACAUUAUUACACCACUACAUAUCUACAAUGCAAAAUGUAUAAUACCAGCACACAACAACAUUACAAUGUACAUGUGUGUCGAGUACGUGUGCUAGCGCUUGUGUGUGUGCGUGUUUUUAUACCUUUAUGUGUGUCUCUUCACAGUCCCCGCUGUUCCAUAAGGUGUAUUUUUUAUCUGUUUUUUAAAUCUGAUUCUACUGCUUGCACCAGUUACCUGAUGUGGAAUAGAGUUCCAUGUAGUCAUGGCUCUAUGUAGUACUGUGCGCCUCCCAUAGUCUGUUCAGGACUUGGGGAUUGUGAAGAGACCUCUGGUGGCAUGUCUUGUGGGGUAUGCAUGGGUGUCCGAGCUGUGUGCUAGUAGUUUAAACAGACAGCUUGGUGCAUUCAGCAUGUCAACACUUCUUACAAAAACAAGUAGUGAUGAAGUCAAUCUCUCCUCCACUUUGAGCCAUGAGAGACUGACAUGCAUAUCAUUAAUGUUAGCUCUUCGUGUACAUUUAAGGGCCAGCCGUGUUGCCCUGUUCUGAGCCAAUUGUAAAUUUCCUGAGUGCCUCUUUGUGGCACCUGACCACACGACUGAACAGUAGUCCAGGUGCGACAAAACUAGGGCCAGUAGGACCUGCCUUGUUGAUAGUGUUGUUAAAAAGCCAGAGCAACACUUUAUUAUGGACUUCUCGCCAUUUUAGCUACUGUUGUAUCAAUAUGUUUUGACCAUGACAGUUUACAAUCCAGGGUUACUCCAAGCAGUUUAGUCACCUCAACUUGCUCAAUUUCCACAUUAUUCAAUACAAUAAUUAGUUGAGGUUUAGGGUUUAGUGAACGAUUUGUCCCAAAUACAAUGAUUUUAGUUUUAGAAAUAUUUAGGACUAAGUUAUUCCUUGCCAUCCAUUCUUAAACUAACUGCAGCUCUUUGAGUUUUGCAGUCAUUUUAGUCGCUGUAGUUAUAAAGAUUAACAUAACACUUGUUACAAAAUAUAAUAGAUAACAGAUAUCAGCCCUAAAUUAAAUUGUUUAUAUUUGGACCUGUAGGAUACUUCACAUAAGAGAGGAAAAUUAGCAGUGCUGUGUUUUUCGUAUAUUAGUUAUCAAGGAGGUACUCAAAGUCUUGGUGGAACCAGAUAUAAUUAUGAUAUUGGCAGGCAAGUUCAGCCUCCUUCAUGAUUGGGUAAAAUCAAUAGAGAAACUUCUCCUUUCCUAUCAGGCUCUCUACAGAAUAACUGUAAUUAGAAUCCUCACACAGGAUGAUUCACACAUAAUGAUACCAGACAAGACAGCUAGAAAAUAUUGUUGAGUUACAUCUGUUUCAUAGUGUGAUGAGAGUAUAGACCGCUAUGUCUCUAGGAAUAGGUUUGAGUAUUGAGUAUGGGGUAUGAUUCCUUCUGGCUAUGGUCACCUGUAAGGGACCAGGUUUGACAAGGUCAGUCCAGAUGACUGUGAAGAUAGUACUGUUUAUCAUCCUGAGGUCAAAGCAGUAUUAGAGGUUAAUACUAAGAGAGUGAAUUUAGUCUGACUGACUGCGCUAUAGUUAAAGUUCCCACUAUAAUAAUUUUGACUGUGUAGACAGUCAGACGUGUUCUGCCUGUAAAUGGAGUCCUGAGGGAUGGACCUGAAAUCAGAGGAGAAGAGAGACACUAAACUGAUAACUCUAAAAUGAUACUUAAGUUUCUAUGAAAGAAAACAGUGCUGUCUAAGAAUUGAAUCCGAACUUGAAUCAUAUUUGUUUGAGUGUAUGGCGUAAUCAGCAGACUGACAAAAAAUUAUUUGCAUUCGCUAUUUGAUGAAUCCAAUACCCUGUCUAGACUGUAACAUUCAGGAGAGGACAGCUAGCCUUCAACAUGGUGCCAUGUGAUUCAAAGCUGUUCUUUCUGACAGUCUUUGUGAGAGAGAGCUGAGUGUCACAGGGGAUUAUUUCUAUAUUUAAACCCUAAUGGAGAAGCUUAAUGGAGUGGGUAUAAAAGUUUGAUUAUGAAAAUAUGUUAAAUGGAUACUUCGGGAUUUUGGCAAUGAAGCCCUUUACCUACUUCCCGUGUGGAUACCAUUUUUAUGUCUCUGUGUCCAACAUGAAGGAAGUUAGAGGUAGUUUCGCAAGCCAAUGCUAAGUAGCGUUAGCGCAAUAACUGGAAGUCUAUGGAAGUCUUAUCUGCUAGCAUGCUAGCGCUAGUUAGCAACUUCCUUCAAACUGCACGCAGAGACAUAAAAAUGGUAUCCACGAGUUCAUCUGACUCUGGGGUAGUAGAUAGUAAUUUACCGUUAUAGGGUCAAGAUCCUCUUUUCAGCCCAUACUACUUAGUCAUUUGGAUAAAUCAGUGACUUCAUAUGCUUCUCAGACAUAUACAGUAGAUGGAUCUUUCAGGUAGUGGAUUUGGAACACAACUGACAAGUCUCCUACAUAGGAUUCAACUCCCACCUCAUGCAUUAGGAGUAUGGUCUUUAACCCAUUGACCUGAUUUGCCUUUUCCCCAGCCGGUGAACGAUGAGAUGUGUGAGGUGUGUGAGGUGUGGACGGCCGACGACCUGUUCCCCUGCAGGACCUGCACACGGGUCUUCCAUGAUGGCUGCCUGAGUGAAAUGGGAUACCUGCGCACCGAACUCCUGCAGGAGAUGAGGGAGACAGCACACACCGCGACAGGCUGGAGCUGCUACUACUGCGUCAGUCACUCAGUCAAUACGCACCUCCCAUUGGCUAUUCACACAGACCAACCACACUCCACAAAGACCGUUUUUUCACCUUUGUAUCAAGCAUGCCCACUACUGUUGCUAUAAACAACACACACUUUAUGAACCGGAACACACCUUGCACCCACACACACAUCUGUGCAGUGUGCUUCUGCAUUGUGUGUAUUCUUUUAAGAUACUUCCAGCCAGAUCCUCUUUCCCUAGUGUAUGUUUAUAAAAAGGCAGUAAUACAUCUUUUGGAGGCAAUGUUGAAUGUGUGCCAAGAUUCUUAAUCUCAUAAUGAAUUCAAUAGCUUGUCUUCAACAUGAAGGGCCCUCCACUGAUCUUUGGAGAAGCAAUGUGCAAUAUGGUAAAACUAAAGUACAGACGGCAUAAGGGUACAUUUCCUAAAGUGCUCUUCAGACUAAAGUAGAGGGCUUCUCUUACAGAUGUAGGAUCUUAAUUUGAUCCCCCAUGUUGCAGGAUAACUUUCUUGUAGUGUAUUUGAGAAUUAAAAAGGCUUCUGAAGUUUGGAAUUUCCACUUGGAAUUUCAGACUUCAUUUUCCCUCAUGCAAAAUGUAAUCAACUCCUACAAAAAUGUCCACUAAUUAUAAUCCACAUAAUAAUUAACAUUUCCUGUUGCUGGCAGAUUCUUUUCCUGCUGUAGCGAACUGGCUCAAAUUAGGAUCCUACACCUGUAUGUUUGCAGACUGUGAGAGUUGAAGCCUAUUGACAGACUUUGUUGAGUACAAAAGAGGCCGUUUUUAGACAGUUUGAGAAGGGACAUCGAAAGGGCCAAUUGACUUGUUCCUCGCUGGCCCACAAUCAGUAUGGGUGCGAGGGAGAAAGUGAAGAGAACAGUGAUAGUGGAAGAGGAUCAAAGUGACAGUGAGAAAAAUACAACUUUUCAUCUAUGAAAGUGCUCAGGAUAGAGUAACCUUUUUCAACUUGUUUGGAUUGUGGAUGAACAAAUACAUUCAAAAAAACUUUAAGCAUUACUCUGGAGAUUAAAAUGUAAAUCGGAAAGAUCUAGGGCAGGUCAUCCAAUUGAUUACUAUUGUUGACACUUAUGCUUAGUUAUGCUCCCUGAGGAUUUCAAAUGGGAUUAUGAACUGAUCUUGAGCAAUAGUUUAACAAACCUGCCAGAGAAUAAACAAACACAUACAAUAGCCAAUAAAGUGGGUUGUGGUGUUUAAUUAGACACCCAGUUCAACACAUCCCACUACGUACAGAAUCAGAUACAGAAAAGCUUUCUCUCUUUCAAACAUGAAGUCAGCAGUCUCCCGGUGCUGAGGAGAUUGAGCACCGUGGAUAUUGAAUGACAGUGAGUGAGUGAGUAUGGUACACAGCCAGCCAGUGGUCCAGGAAACUGCCUCCCCAUGCAGGCUGAUCAAUGCACUCACAAUUAUGGGAUUAUUUGUAGACCCGUAUUGAACGCAGUGUGUUUACGCAAUCCUGGAAAAGUACAAAUGUCACCCAGCAGGCCAUUUCCAGCAGCCCCCAGAUUUGAUUCACCACUCCUGCACCCCUCCUCUUUUGCUGUGCUCCUGUUCUGACACCCCCUCCAGCACCACAGUUCCAAAUCAGUGGCACAGAGGAAGAGUUUAUUUUAUGAUAUCUGGCAGGCAGUUUGGACUCUUUAGCAUACAUGUGAUGAAUAAACUCUUUAAGGGGUACGCCUGUCUUUCCUGGAGCUAUUGUUUAUUUGAUUCCUUAAAGGGGCUAGCAAGAAUGCAAAGAGCACACACAAAGCCCUAGCUUUGGACUCCAUAUCCUGUUUUGAGCUCCAUAUUAGUGCGUAAAAUCUUUAAUCAACAUAUAUUUUGGGGGGUGAUGCUAAUGGAAAAUCAAACGGUCUGAUCUCCAUAACCCUGGGCUAUCCAGAGAUUUCACACAUCAUGGUCAAUUAUCCACCCCAAUUAUUACCGUCUGUCAUCCUCAUCCUCCAACUCCCUCCUCUCAACCUGCUCAUCAGAGAUAGACAGCGUAGAAAGACUCUGCAUCCUCCACACACCUGCUGCAGAUAAUUCACUAAAUGGAAGUUUUAAUGUGUGUUCGACCUGAACUGCACCCUCGCCAAGUUUUUAGUGCCAACACCUUUCUGGAGUAAAAUGGCUGCCAGGCUUAUAUUUUCCUAUUACCAUGGUCGUUUAUUCCAUGACAGUUUCUAAGAAACGAUACUACAAACCAUCUAGUACAUACUUGACACACUUGAUUAUAAGAAUAGCUUGCAUAAUAAGCACACCAGGGCAUUCUGGAUCAUGUCUGACGCACGCUGAACUGAAUAUGGACACACUGCACAUGAAUCCAUUAGGGUAUGCUCCAUUAUAGUGCAUAUGAGUGCAGCGGGGCACACUUUGUGCUGCCCCCUACUUGACUAUAAUAAUAAUAAUAUGCCAUUUAGCAGACGUGAGUUUGUAUCAGAUCUCUCCCCAUUAACAGUGACCUUCCCUCCUUUUUCCCAUAGGACAACGUGAACCUGCUCCUGACUGAAGAGGAGAUGUACAGCCUGAUGGAAACCUUCAAGCAGUGCAAGAUCAUCCCUGGUCAGUCAUAAUGUCAUGGUGGUGCUGCACCUCUAGAAAGCACAGCUGACAGAUCUGCAUUAUCUGGGACAAGUAGGCUUUAUUGGGUAUAGAACUGUAGACAGUGAUUAAUAGAUCAAUACCCCCAGUACAUUGUGUAUACAGGGUUGUUUUCAUACACUUCAAGCAUCUCUGAACCAACCCUCUAAGCACAUAAGCAAAGGGUUACUGAGAACAGAAUGGUGCCAAAAGCUCUCUGUUUUUGUAAUGCACAUGUUCAUAGUAACUAAUCAAUAUGUCUCUGUCAUUAUUGGUAACUACCCGUUACUGUAUGUAUUUGUCAGCAAUUGUCUGUUACAGGUUGCUAUAAAACUGCACUCUAUAUUUCAGCCUGGUUUCCCAUCGUAAUGUGUGAUAUCACUAUUAUGUGUUUCAAGUGAAGGGAUAUCAACGACAGGCGUUCUCGACUUUGUGAUAUUAAUAAUACUCAUUAACUAUUUGUAUCUGGAUCACUGCUUGUGGAGAGUAAUUUGUGGGUGUUGUGAUGAACUGCUCUUGCUGUGUAGAGUCAUGCCUGGUGUCGGAUGAGCUGCUGCAGUUCCGCCACUUUGUGUCCAAGCAGCUGUUUGAGAAGGACCUGUCUGAUGAACAGGAGGAGGAGGUGUUGGCCCAGUUCGCUGCCCUGGACCCAGAGAAGAGGGGCCAGAUCGAGUGGUCUGACUUCCUCUACCACGAGUCCCUGGGAGUGCUCAGGAAGUUCCGCACAGAGGUACCAGAACCCAUCAAAACCCACUAAGCCUGUGGGAAUCAAGUGUGGUGUGUUACACAUUGACACACAUGUGCAUAUAGACACAUACAAACGCAUACACACACUCCAACACACACACACACACACACACACAAACUCUCAUCGUCUGGAUGCCCUUGUUCCCAGAACUCAUUGGUGCGGCUGUUGAGUGCUAAGGAGAGGGACCAUGUGCGGUCAGUGUUCAUGGGUUUGGACCUGGAUAAAGAUGGUGUGGUCACGGGAGCAGAGACCCGCUGGGCCCAGCAGUCCUGGUUUCAGAAGCUCAGCAAGGAGUCCCAUUCCUGCAAUGUGAGGUGAGCAAAACGCUGCUGAGCCCAUGACCAUCCAUCCACAGGAGAUGAGGUUGAGAAGUUAAUUGAAAGUCUGUCACAGACUCACAGUCAGGAGUUUCUACUCAAGGGGAAAAUAGAACUCAAUCAGUACAAGGUCAUGUGAAAAAUGUCUCAAACCUCUUCAAUCCACUUCAUACUCUAGAACUAAUAACGCUUAACAAAGAGAUGUUUAAUUUAACGUGGUGAGAGAUGCAGCAACGUCAUUGACUGUGCCUGAGAGGUGUGAACUAAAGUUUACUGCUGGGGUUUCAUCAGUUUCAUUUCCCCUGUUGCAGCCGAUGAAUUAACUUUUCUGCUUUGCAUACAGGUGCACGGUUAGGGAAAAUAAAUCAUUGAAAUAGAGUGUUUGCUGACAAUUCUAAUGGAGAAAGUCAUGCACACGCCGAAGUGUCAUGAAUCUUGCCCUGGAGGCAGAGCUGAGCGAUUUCCGCUAGAUGGGUCAGUUUAACAAACCUGCCAGAGAUGUUUAUCAUUGGUGUCAGAUCUUGGAGUCCCAUUGGCUGAACUAGUUCUUCUUGGCUGCUCUGAGCUGAAUGGAAUAAUGGACUUGGGUUGAUUUAUAUUACUCACCUCUCUUCAUCUCAUCUCAGUGUUGAUAAUUGCACUGUGAUUGGAGACCUCUCCGAUACUGAUUCAUUCACAAUCAGUAACUGAUUCAGUCAGUGUGUGUGUGUGUGUGUGUGUGUGCGUGCGUGCGUGCGUGCGUGCAAGUGACUGUGUGAAUGGACUACCCUGUACUAACCUCCUUCAUUGUUAUGUGUCAUGUCAUACCAUUCCAUCCACCUUAUCACCUUAUGUCCCAUCCUUCAGACUCAUUGGAUUGUGUUCUCCUGUGAAUUGUGGGUAAGUGACACAGCACCGCAUGGGUUAUCAGUCUUUUUCUUGUCUUUAGUGUCUCCAAGCCCUCAAUCCACAAGUAAUCUCACACAACCUAUUCCUUUUUGACAUUCCACCCAUAAUUUCACUCCCCCCUCUCACCAAGGCCAGGAUAAAGUCAACUUGAGGAAUAAUGGAAUCAUAGAGCAAACACUACAGGUGGGAGCUAUAAAAGUCAAAAAACAAUUGAGAUGUCUAGCCUAUACUCCAAAAGCCCUUCAUAUGAUGAUUCCAUGUUGGUUUGAGCUCUAGAUAAGAAAUAUCCAGUCCUCUCAUUAGAAGGAUCAAAAGACAAGCUUUUGAUCUCCUGUGAGAAGCUCUAGAAGGCUUCCCUCAUCAGCAUUAAGAGGACACGGGGGGGCCAAGUGGACGUGAGAGGGUCUGGUCCCUAUGCCAAGGACUGAGCAUGUAUUCUAAUUCACCUUUUAGGUCAGACACAACAACAAGCUGCUCUAUUAGCUGUGUUUUACAGCUUCUGCAUAGAGCUUACUCACGAUGCAUAAUAUAGACAUAAUAUUAAACCGGAGAGUGUAACAAGACAGAGGAUGUAGCAGAAAGUGUUCAAGUAUUCAUCUUUCAUAGAUGAGGUUCAUAUGCAGAGCAGACCUUGAGCCUCUCUUUUCCUCUAUCUUUAAUAAUUCAUGAGUUGGGCUGUGGCCUGGAAGAGAGCCAUUUGGUUUCAAUAACCCACUGAGAUAUUUUCAGUGGGAAUGUGGUUUUGCACUAGAUUUGCACCUGACCUCUUCACAGCUGAAACAAAUUACUUUUCAAAUCAAAAGGGUGUCUUGUCCUUGGCAUACAUGUUGGAAACUCAAUGCCACCAAUUGUAGUGUAUAGUGAAUCUGUGUUUCUUGUGUGUGUUUACUGGUGCAGUAUUAGCCAUGUUGGCCCCAUAUCUGACAGCAGCCCAGCCAGCUCCAGCAGUGAGAGAAGCACUCAGAAAGAUGAGAAAAGGUAUUUACUAAAUAUAAUUGUGUGUUUGCAGGCCUGAAUGCAUGCCUGAGUGUGUGUGUGUGUGUGUGUGUGUGUGUGUGUGUGUGUGUGUGUGUCUGUCCUAAGUUGACCUAAGUUUAGAGGAUAUGGCUCCCUAACCUCCUCUCUGUCCCAAUCACCAGACCAGUGAGCUGGGAUGACUUCCUGAGGGAAAGUGCCAUCUACAUCCUGGCUGCCCGGCCCAACAGCUCGGCAAUGCACAUCCGCCUGCCACUAUAGCCCAAAAGACCUCACCCUGCAUGGGCCGGGCCCCAUCAUAGAGAGAAGGCCUCCCCUGGAAGUCCCUGUGGAGGACAGGUGGAGAGCCGGUACCAUGGCACUGUAGGGGAAUACUGCACCACUCAGAGACUGGACAGGACAGAACAGAACAAGCCAUCAACAGAUCUCCUGCUUCACACCAUAGAUCAAUGACCAACUGACAGCAACAAUCAACGACCAACUGACAUCACCAGUCAAAGACCCACUGACAACAACAAUCAAUGACCUACAAGUAUUUACUAAGGGUAAAAUGAUAAACAACCUGACAACACAAGCUGACAACCCACUGGUUAUAGACACUCAUGAAACACUGAGGAUAAAAGGCAACAGCCCAUUUUCAACACAAGCCAACAAUUCACUGAUGCUUUGAAGUCUCGUGGUAUCCUGGGUGGCACACUUUCCUCUAAAUGA